AUGAAGAGAUGCCAGGGAAUGCGAGGAUUUGGACGGCCGCCCCCCAGCGUGGUGGAUGGCUGGGAUUUUUGGAUGACUCGCGCGCCAACCAACCAGAACGGGCGCGGAAAGCCCAGCUUUGGAGUCAAAGCUGCAAAAGGUGCGUCAGGAGUGUUUAUCAAAGGUGCCUUGAGCGGUGCUGGUGACGGUGAUGGCGACGACGGCCGCAGAGACGUUGGGUUUGUGGAUGGUUUGGUUAACUAUGUCCAGUGUCCGCCGUAUGUAGAGCUACGUUGGUUACGCCAUGCAAGAAGAGCAGAAAUCGAGCAGCGCCAGCAGCAUCAAGUAGCACAGCAUGCUCGAUGGCAAAAGUUCGGCUUCGUAUUAUGGAGAAAAUCGCGAGUGUCUGAAAAUUUAGAUGUCACAAGGGUAUAUAUUUCGAUAGUUGGUUUCAAAUCCUCCCAGCUUGCUGCGCCUUUUUAUGCCUGUUAUGAAUCCUGAUGUACUUAUUCUACAAUAUAUUAUUACUCCAUAUCGCCCUCUCCCACGGUAGU
Trichophyton rubrum CBS 118892 is the source of this 533-nucleotide messenger RNA. RefSeq lists its product as uncharacterized. Bases 1 to 480 code for a protein of 159 amino acids. The transcript has 2 exons. NCBI's taxonomy places the organism in Eukaryota, Fungi, Ascomycota, Eurotiomycetes, Onygenales, Arthrodermataceae. The record is from RefSeq and is a predicted model, not a curated record.